AUGACCACGGCCACUUCGCAAGAGGAGAAACCAUGGCACGCCCAAUUCCCCGCUCCGAGGGAAACAGCUCCAAAGGCCAUCUCGCGUGAAGACUUGUUGGAACGCUUCCGGCAGGGCCAGAGGGGAGGGAGGGAUUUCCUGCUCGUGGACCUCAGGAGGAAUGAUCAUGCUGGCGGCACCAUCAAACACUCCAUAAACCUGCCCGCACAGACACUCUACCCCUCUCUCGCGACACUGUACAAUUUGUCCACCGCCGCCAACAUCCCCCUGGUGAUCUUCUACUGUGGCAGCUCCGGCGGCCGUGGAACCAGAGCCGCCGGCUGGUUGGCAGAUUACAUCGCCGACCAGGGUCAGCAGGCGACAACGGCGCUCCAGAGUGUCAUCCUGAAAGGUGGGAUCAAGGGCUGGGUGGCCGGUGGGGAGGAGUUCGCGCAGUGGAUGGACGGGUUUGAAGCGGAAGCCUGGAAAAAGGGAGACGGGCAGUGA
This is a messenger RNA of Fonsecaea monophora, 486 nucleotides long. RefSeq lists its product as hypothetical. Gene Ontology annotation, molecular function: protein tyrosine phosphatase activity. The transcript has 2 exons. The record is from RefSeq and is a predicted model, not a curated record. Gene Ontology annotation, cellular component: cytoplasm; nucleus. Lineage: Eukaryota; Fungi; Ascomycota; Eurotiomycetes; Chaetothyriales; Herpotrichiellaceae. Bases 1 to 486 code for a protein of 161 amino acids.